Pectinophora gossypiella (pink bollworm) is the source of this 1104-nucleotide messenger RNA. RefSeq names its product tachykinin-like peptides receptor 86C (gene NGR-A32). Gene Ontology annotation, molecular function: tachykinin receptor activity; neuropeptide Y receptor activity. NCBI's taxonomy places the organism in Eukaryota, Metazoa, Arthropoda, Insecta, Lepidoptera, Gelechiidae. Gene Ontology annotation, biological process: G protein-coupled receptor signaling pathway. The annotation marks the transcript as partial. The record is from RefSeq and is a predicted model, not a curated record. The transcript has 8 exons. Gene Ontology annotation, cellular component: plasma membrane.
AUUGUUACAGCUCACCGCAGCAUGAGAACAGUCACAAAUUACUUCCUGGUCAACCUCUCGUGCGCCGAUCUGAUGAUGGCGUCUCUCAACUGCCUCUUCAACUUUAUUUACAUGUUGCACAGUGACUGGAUCUUCGGCUUGUGGUACUGUCAGCUGAGCAACUUCUUGGCCAAUGUAACGGUGGCAGCCAGCGUGUUCACUCUCACGGGGAUCUCUUUCGACAGGUACCAGGCCAUAGUAAGGCCACUGCAGCCAAGAAUGUCGAAGACGAGCUCCCUCAUCACCAUAGCAGCCAUCUGGAUCAGUGGCAUGCUGCUGGGACUGCCUUGCUUGCUGUAUUCAACCACGAAAGAAUAUUGGUCCAAAGGGAUUAUGAAGACUGCGUGUUUACUAUCUUGGCCGGACGGUUUGCCUGACGUAUCUUAUAUGGAUUUCACAUAUCAAGUGUUGUUCUUCGUAGUCACGUAUGCAGUCCCAAUAUUGGGGAUGACAUUUUUUUACGCAGCAAUGGGAAGGGUGCUAUGGCGAUCACGGUCAAUAGGAGAACUGACUCAGAGACAAGUGGACGCAAUCCGGUCGAAAAGAAAGGUUGUGAAAAUGUUCAUCUUAAUGAUAAUUAUCUUCGGCCUCUGCUGGUUGCCGUACCACUCGUACUUCAUCUACCUGCACUUCAACCCGACGAUAUUGUACAAGAAAUAUAUACAACACAUAUACCUCGGGUUCUACUGGCUGGCGAUGUCCAACGCUAUGGUCAACCCUAUCAUCUACUAUUGGAUGAAUGCUAAGUUCAGGGCAUACUUCAGGCUGGCAAUCCUGUGUCGGUGGCGAAGCACGUGUCGGCGUCCGAAGCGGUCGCUGCCCGACUCGCCGCCAGAAUGUCUCUCUCACUCCGGCAGCAGAUCCCGAUCAGGUUUUUACACGUUAACCGAACUUAUGGAGCUCUGCGUGUCCAAUAUAAUAACGCCUUCAGGAUCCUGUUCGGACUGCCGCGUUAUUGAAGCGCAAACUAAUUGGUUCUACACCAUGAGGAAACGCUGGGCUUCCUUGCUGCCCCGCGUGCACGCCAGCUCGGACAGUAUACCGAGUGUGUUAGCAAACCAGUAG